UUUGGACAGGGAGAGGAGCCAGAUAAUAAACCCCAAUGAUUAAAGAUUGAGACCCGCUGAGAGAAACAUGUCGGUGGCCUUUGCAUCUGCCCGUCCUAGAGGCAAAGGGGAGGUCACUCAGCAAACUAUCCAGAAGAUGCUAGAUGAAAACCAUCACCUAAUUCAGUGUAUUAUGGACUACCAGAGUAAGGGCAAGACUGCAGAAUGCACUCAAUACCAACAAAUACUACACAGAAAUUUGGUUUACUUGGCAACAAUAGCAGACUCUAACCAGAACAUGCAGUCUUUGCUUCCUGCCCCACCAACACAAAACAUGAAUCUUGGGCCAGGAGGAAUGCCUCAGAGUGGAUCCAACCAAUCUAUCCAUUCCCAGAGCAAUCUCAGUGAUGCCAUUGGAACAGGCCUCCCACCAUCUUCUCUUAUGCAGAGUCAGAUUAGCAAUGGUCCUAACCAUGUGUCCAUGCAGCAAUCUGGGCAAAACACAAUGCCAACAACUUCUAUGAGUAUGACAGUCAGCAGCCAUGGCACGGGGCCGGGGUAUAGCCACACUGUGCCUGCCUCUCAAAAUGUGCCAAUGCAGGGCCAAGGAUCCAUAGGGAAUUAUGUAUCUAGAACCAAUAUCAACAUGCAGUCUAAUCCAGUCUCUAUGAUGCACCAGCAAGCGGCAACAUCCCAUUACAAUUCUGCACAAGGUGGGAGCCAGCAUUACCAAGGACAGUCCUCUAUUGCAAUGAUGAGUCAAAGCAACCAAGGAAGCAGCAUGAUGGGUCAGCGACCAAUGGGUCCAUACCGGCCCUCACAGCAAGGUUCUUCUCAGCAGUAUAUGGGGCAAGAAGAGUAUUACAGUGAGCAAUACAGCCACGGUCAAGGCGCUUCUGAGCCAAUGAACCAGCAAUAUUAUCCAGAUGGACAUGGUGAUUAUGCAUAUCAGCAGUCAUCUUACACUGAACAGAGCUAUGACAGGUCAUUUGAGGAUUCUACCCAGCAUUACUAUGAAGGAGGAAAUUCCCAGUAUAGCCAGCAGCAGGCCGGAUAUCAGCAGGGAGCUGCCCAACAGCAGACAUAUUCACAGCAGCAAUACCCGAACCAACAGAGCUACCCUGGACAGCAGCAAGGAUACGGUCCUGCACAAGGAGCUUCUUCACAGUAUUCCAGCUACCAACAGGGACAGGGACAACAGUAUGGAAGCUAUAGAGCUUCUCAGACAGGACCAUCUGCCCAGCAACAGAGGCCUUAUGGUUAUGAACAGGGCCAGUAUGGGAAUUAUCAGCAAUAA
Molecule: messenger RNA, 1276 nt
Organism: Vombatus ursinus (common wombat)
Lineage: Eukaryota; Metazoa; Chordata; Mammalia; Diprotodontia; Vombatidae
Gene: SS18L1
Product: SS18L1, nBAF chromatin remodeling complex subunit
Exons: 11
Coding region: 68-1276 (402 amino acids)
Biological process (GO): positive regulation of transcription by RNA polymerase II; positive regulation of dendrite morphogenesis
Cellular component (GO): nucleus
Molecular function (GO): transcription coactivator activity
Source: RefSeq, a predicted model, not a curated record